CCGAAGGUACAGCCAGUUGUGCGACAUUCUCCCUUUGGCCACUUUCCAAUUACUUUUAUUUUCCUCUUCAUCAUUGGUCGCCUUGGAGGCCGCUCUCUUCCCGCGCGGGCACUCCGGGAGAGGGGCGGGCCUAACAAGGCAUUGCUAAGCGACAGAGAUGCGCGCGGGGUCAGCCCGGUGAGGGAGCGGAGCUGGCGGAAGCGCUCAGGUAGCUGCGGGAUGGACCGCAGUCUGCCAAUUUUCUCCAUCCAAGACAGCCCCUUUGAGGAUACUCCCCUGGAUCAAAGCCACUACUGGCCGUCCCAAAGCCAGACCUGGCACCCCAAGACCCUGAGCCCAUCCAGGUCCUGGGGGUCCAGGCCCCCAGAAGCUCCCAAGGCUCUGGCCACAGGUCCCAACUCCUCUGAACUGUUUGAAGAGUCCUGGCCAUCCAGCUCAGGGACCCCUUCCCCACCCAGCACCACUGAAGGACAGAUGGGAGCCUCCCAACCACCCACCCUGGUUGACAGCAGGGAGUCCGUGGUGGCCAAGUACAUAAACCGGUUCCGCCAGGCUCAGCCCACAAGCCGAGAGGAACGCCAGCCUGCAGGCCCAACCCCAGCUGACUUUUGGUGGCUACGGCCUGAAUCUCCAGACACCCCCAGUCAACUUGCAGCAGCAGGAGCCAGUGAACCAGAAGGAAGACCCAACAUAGCAGUCCCAACUCUUGCAAAGGUGGCCAGCGCAUCUCAGGCUAAGGUUGUGGCUCCCCUUGAGGAAAUGAAACAGAGCCUCAACACAUGGAACUCAUCCCUGUUGGACCUGGAGACACUGAGCCUACAGAACAGAGCUGCCAGGCUGCUCAAACGCAGCAAGGCGUCCAUCUCCUCCUCCUCACUCAGCCCUAGCGAUACCAGCAGCUCCUCAUUCCCCGUCAGCUCUGAUGGCCUCUCUCCCUUCUCCGCGACCUUCACCCCUGACUCCAGCAAGGGCUCUGACCCCAAGGCACAUGUAACACCAGCACCUGCCCCCAUCCCUGCUCCAGCCCCGGUCUCCUCCCAGGCACCCCUGCGUCCAGAGGAUGAUAUUCUGUACCAGUGGCGGCAGCGGCGGAAGCUUGAACGGGCUCGAGGAGGGCAGGGUGAUGGAACCUGGGUACUACCCCGGACUCCUUCCCUCACCACUCUAGCCCUUCCUGCCCCCGCAGAGACCCUUGGCUCCCUGGGAACGCAGCCUACCUGUGUCCCACAUUGGGCCAGUGUGGCCCGAUCGGGGCCCCUGGAGGCCUUCUAUAUGGAGAGGCCUCCUAUUCCCCCAGGGUUCCCUCCACACAUCUUUUGGGGCCCCAGCCCCCAUGGGUUCUUCUGGGCCCCGCAGUCUGGUCCCUGCGUAUCUCUCGGGGCCAUUCCUCCCAAGCCCUGUACCCCUGCGCCUCCGGCUGCCACCUCGGCACCCGCAGCCUCCCCCCUCCCGCAUGUUGCAGGGCUGCCUGGGAGCAGCGGGAGGAACUUUGGGCCACACGGCCACCAUCUCUUCUCCUCCACCCUCCCGCCCCCAGCCGCCCCCCAGGAUCCACCCACUCCUGCUCCAAGCUGCCGGGCGCAGCUCGAGAAGCAGGGCCCCAAGCCUCGGAGUAGCGGAGCCCCGCGCCAGGAGUCCGCUGGGACAGUCGUGGCAGCUGACGAGGGGCCUGGCCCGCAGCUCAGAGGCGCCCUGGGCCAAGUAGUAUCCGCUCGGCUCUUCCCGGACAGCCUGGAGGACACGCCCCCUCACCUUGAGGGCCCACCUCUGCCCGAGGCUGAAUCUCUGAAAGUCAAGGCCACACACCCCCAAACCAAGAUUGCACCACCUCGCUCAGAGGUCACUCCCCCUCUAUCUGGAUCACGAUUUCCCAAAGCACAGACUCCGCCAGGUCGGUCUAAAGCCGAGUCUCGGAAAGCCCAGGCCACGCGCCCCCUAGCGGUGUGGGAGCCUCGGAAAGACAAAGACACUCCCUUGGCUGAAGCUGGGUAUCCGCCGCCCAAGGUCCCGCCCCCUCCAGCUGAGGAGGCGUCCCCUGGCCCCGAGGCCCCGCCCCCUCCCUCCAAGGCGGGGCCUCUCGAGGAGGUGGCUACGCCCCGGUCCGCUGCUGAGCACGCCCCCUCAGGAGAUCUGCUCUGCCAGGCUGCCCGACUUCUGGAGGCGGCAGAAGACUCUGAUGGCAGCGAGUUCCAGGACGACCCGGUACUUCAGUUGCUAAGAAUUCAGAGGGCCGAGCUGAGACGGCAGAAAAGGGAAGUGGACGCCCAACUAUCCCUCUUACUGGAGCACACUGAAGACUCAGGGACUUGGUCUCCUCCAACCAGGUCGCCCCCCAGGUCCCCAGGAAGGCGGCCGCAGAGGGGAGGAGCUUCUCUUGAGACCAGGUGGCGCUGAAUUGUACAAAUUAUAUUUUUCCCAAUAAAAUGUUUUUCAUGUUA
Leptonychotes weddellii (Weddell seal) is the source of this 2438-nucleotide messenger RNA. The record is from RefSeq and is a predicted model, not a curated record. Lineage: Eukaryota; Metazoa; Chordata; Mammalia; Carnivora; Phocidae.